AUGAGUAGUCUCACUGAGUGCCUUCUUCAGCUUCUUUCGGGCAGUCAGUGUACCUUGAAAGACAGUCCUGGGAAGAUCGAGCGCAGGCAGCGCACGCAUAAAAAGCAGUGGGUAAAUUGGGAAGCGCGUCUGCAGCCGCCCCCUACAGCUGCGUGGAGAGGCGGCUUCCCCCGCGGGCCCCCGGGCCCCGCACCCCCGCGCCUGGCCGGCGCCUCAGCCCGCUCGGCGGCGCGCAUGCUCCGUUCGCUCUUCUCCGGCGGCUCGGGAGAAGGCGCGCCGGGCCGAGGGGGCGGGCCGAGCCGCGGCUGCUGGGACCCGAGCUCGGAGGCGGCGGCCCCGGGCGCUCGCGGCGGCGGCGGCUGCUGCGGGGGGGCGGCUGGGGGGGCCGCGGCCUGCACCGUGCACGCCGGAGGGUGGGGUGCUCACGCGUCCGCUCGGUCCCCAAGGCCCUCGGAGCCGCCGCCGCUCUCCACCCGCCGCGGCCGUAGCGGGAGUCAGGGCGGGGGCGAACGAGGCCAGCGGUACAUUCUCACCGGGUUGGGCCGGGCCGCGAACCCAGACAAAGGAGGAGGAGACGCCCGAGGAGCGGGCCAGAGUCGCGGGGCGAGGCGGUCGCCGCCGGGGGUCGCCGCGCUUCCUCCGAGGGCGCUGCGCGAGCGAGGCGAGGGCCGCCGGGCCCGAGGCAGCCUCCCCGGUCCCCGCCCGCCCGCCGCGGCCGGCGCCGCCCCCGAGCCGCCUCGGCUGUCGCCGUGGUCCGGGCGGGAGGCGGCGGCCGCCGGCGAGGCGAGGCGAGGCGAGGCGGCCCAGCCCGCGCCCUGCCUGUCAGGACACCGUCCCGGCCCCGCUCGGCCCGUGGCGGGCCGCCCCCGAUGCGGAGGCAUUGCCGCCGGGGCCAUGCAGCCGGCGCCGCAGCCCUACGACUUCUUCAGCGAAGAGAACAGUCCGAAAUGGCGGGGACUGCUGGUCCCGGCCCUGCGGAAGGUUCAGGAGCAAGUACACCCCAAUCUCUCAGCUAAUGAAGAAUCUCUCUAUUAUAUUGAAGAGUUGAUUUUUCAGCUGCUUAAUAAAUUAUGUAUGGCCCAACCAAGGACUGUUCAAGAUGUGGAGGAACGAGUUCAAAAGACCUUUCCUCAUCCAAUUGAUAAGUGGGCUAUUGCUGAUGCACAAUCUGCCAUAGAGAAACGAAAACGAAGAAAUCCUCUUUUGCUGCCUGUGGACAAAAUCCAUCCUUCAUUGAAGGAAAUUUUAGGGUAUAAAGUGGACUACCAUGUGUCCUUAUAUAUUGUGGCUGUGCUAGAGUAUAUCUCAGCAGAUAUUUUGAAAUUGGCUGGUAAUUAUGUUUUUAAUAUCCGACAUUAUGAAAUAUCUCAACAGGACAUUAAAGUGUCAAUGUGUGCAGAUAAGGUUUUGAUGGACAUGUUUGAUCAAGAUGACAUAGGUUUGAUUUCUCUCUGUGAAGAUGAACCUAGUUCUUCAGGUGAAUUAAACUACUAUGACCUUGUCAGAACUGAAAUUGCAGAAGAAAGACAGUAUCUACGGGAACUAAAUAUGAUCAUAAAAGUAUUCCGAGAAGCCUUUCUUUCUGACAGAAAAUUGUUUAAGCCUUCUGAUAUUGAAAAGAUUUUCAGUAACAUUUCAGAUAUACAUGAAUUGACUGUGAAACUUUUAGGUCUGAUUGAAGACACAGUUGAAAUGACUGAUGAAAGUAGUCCUCAUCCCUUAGCUGGCAGCUGCUUUGAAGAUUUAGCGGAGGUAAGUUUAUAAAGCUACUUUAAAUUCUCAUUAAAGUCCUAAAUGCUGUAUU
Messenger RNA from Castor canadensis (American beaver), 1804 nucleotides. Lineage: Eukaryota; Metazoa; Chordata; Mammalia; Rodentia; Castoridae. The record is from RefSeq and is a predicted model, not a curated record.